UCUGGUAGAAUGAGAGAUUAACGGGAAAUUGGGAUUUGAUUCAACGGCAAAAAAAGCCCUAAGCAACUUGUUACAAUUUGCGUUCGAAGAUGGAGCAUCAGCACGCAGAAACAGAUGCUGGAGAUGUAUCAUCAGCCCAAGCAGUUCUGCUAGGAGCACUGGCUCCUGGUGUUAACGGUCCUACAUGGAUUACUUUAAAGUCGACUUUUUUAAUGUUGGGUGUCUCUCUUGCUGUUAUGCUGGCCCUGGCAUUCUCUUCCAGUGAUUCAUGGUUGAUGUUCCAUGUUGCAUUCUUAGUUAUAAUUUGCGUCACCCUAUUUUUCCUUCUCAGCUGGUUUCUUGCCGAAACUGGUUUAGUUUCUGUUAAUUAUCAAAUGCGUGAGAUGGGAUUAGAGCAUAAGGAUCAUUCAGAGAACCUAAAGAGCAAAUGACUAUUUCUUAAAAUAUUGCUCAGUUGAAUUUCCGAGGACAUUUUCUUGAAUUGUGUAGGGAAACUUCGGUUGAAAUCUUUCACGAUGAAUUGAUCGGCAACCAAAUGUUCCAGAUUUCUUAAGAGAAACGAACUAGCUGAAAGGUUUAUGUUCUGUCAGCUACUCUUGUUUAAUGAUACGAUGAAACAGAUGCAUUGGCUGGGGAAACCUCCACUAGAAGUGAGUUUCUUUUGAUAUGCUGUUGUUGUCUAAUGAGGACACUGUUUAUGUUGUCUGAUUGCUAAAUUUGUUACAUUCUUUUUUUUCCGAUUGUGGAUGUUGCUGCUGGAUACCUUGUAGUCAUGUACGUUGCAAGUUGUAUAGAUUUUAUGAUGAUUUUAUUAUUUCUGCUUGUUUAUGUUCCUCCA
Molecule: messenger RNA, 838 nt
Organism: Vigna unguiculata (cowpea)
Lineage: Eukaryota; Viridiplantae; Streptophyta; Magnoliopsida; Fabales; Fabaceae
Source: RefSeq, a predicted model, not a curated record